Messenger RNA from Mugil cephalus (flathead mullet), 2660 nucleotides. RefSeq names its product lutropin-choriogonadotropic hormone receptor-like. Gene Ontology annotation, cellular component: membrane. The transcript is spliced from 11 exons. The coding region runs from base 240 to 2321 and encodes 693 amino acids. Gene Ontology annotation, biological process: follicle-stimulating hormone signaling pathway; male gonad development. Lineage: Eukaryota; Metazoa; Chordata; Actinopteri; Mugiliformes; Mugilidae. The record is from RefSeq and is a predicted model, not a curated record. Gene Ontology annotation, molecular function: follicle-stimulating hormone receptor activity; thyroid-stimulating hormone receptor activity; protein binding.
CCACUCGGAGAGCAACCUCGCGAUUACGACGGCACCUGAAGGCAUCCUGAAACUAAUUCAAAGCAAUAUUCAGCUUUUUCUCCCCCCUCCCGCUUUGGCCUGGAAUUAAAGAAGUGAUGUUUUAUCAACUUUGAGAAGAAACGGCAUUUUCCCCCUAUUUCUUUCUCGUUUUUUAUUUUUAUUUUUUGAAUUUAUUUUAUUUUAUUAUUAUUGUGUUACCGGGUGACGCGGUGUCACGCAUGGCUCCCCGGGCGGUCUGGCUCCUGGUCGCGCUGACCGGUGUCCUGACCGUGCGCUCCUGCUGCUCUUAUCCCUGUCCAUCCAUCUGCCGCUGCUCCCCCGACACGUUUCAGUGCAGCAGAGACACUCAGCUGGCCUCCCGGACAGGAGCUCCAUCCGUGACUCGACUAAAGCUCACUCGUCUGCCCUUGAAAGAAAUUCCUUCUCACGCCUUUAAGGAGCUGAUCAGCGUCACAGUAAUAGAGAUCUCCCAGAGCAACCGCAUCACACGUAUCCAGAGACAUGCCUUCCUCUCCCUGCACAGCCUGGCGCAAAUUUCGGUGCAGAAUAUCAACAGUCUGAGGGUUAUUGAAAAAGGGGCCUUCACUGACCUGCCCAAGCUGGAGUAUUUGAGCAUCUCCAACACGGGCGUAGUACACUUCCCAGACUUCACAACCAUCUCCUCCUUAGCGCCGAGCAUUUUCCUAGAGGUGGCAGAGAACAUGAGGAUUGACUUCAUUCCCGACAAUUCCUUCAACGGCGUCACAGGGGAGUACGUCGAUAUGAAACUGGUUAGAAACGGCUUCAAGGAAAUAAAAUCUCACGCGUUCAAUGGGACCAAGCUCAACACACUAGACUUGAGAAACAACAAGUAUCUCAGUUACAUUCAAGAGGAUGCGUUUGGAGGAGCAACCGGUCCAACUACUCUGGAUGUUUCCUCCACAGCUCUGAGUUCGCUCCCCCCUAAAGGGUUGAGGCAGGUUAGAUUCCUGAAAGCCAGGUCCGCCCCGGCCCUGAAGAGCCUCCCUCAACUGGAAAGCAUGGUCGAACUGCUGGAGGCCGAGCUCACGUACCCCAGCCACUGCUGCGCCUUCCACACAUGGCGCCGGAAACAAAGGGAAAGUGCCUUAAAGAACUUCACGAAGUUUUGUGAUGUCAGCGAAACAGAAAUAGAGCCCGCUACAGACGCCGUGGAUCUCAUUAACGACAUCAACUUUCAGUAUCCAGACCUGGAACUUGACUGUGUUAACAACCCCUUCGUCAAGUGCACACCAAAGCCAGAUGCUUUUAACCCUUGCGAGGACCUGCUGGGCUUCCCCUUCCUGCGCUGUCUCACCUGGAUAAUUACUGUUUUUGCUGUGGCUGGAAACCUGGCUGUCCUGGUCAUCCUGCUAAUUAGCCACCAUAAGCUAACCAUCUCCAGAUUUCUCAUGUGUAACCUGGCCUUUGCUGACCUGUGCAUGGGGCUCUAUCUGAUGCUAAUUGCCUACAUGGACUUCCACUCCCAUCAUGAGUACUACAACCACGCCACAGACUGGCAGACGGGGCCCGGAUGCGGCAUAGCGGGGUUUUUGACGGUGUUUGCCAGCGAGCUAUCAGUGUACACUCUGACCAUCAUUAGCCUUGAACGCUGGCACACCAUCACCAAUGCCAUGCACGUCAACAAGAGGCUGCGGAUGCACCAUGUGACGGCGAUGAUGGCGGCGGGCUGGAGCCUCUCUCUGCUGGUGGCCCUGCUCCCUCUUGUGGGGGUCAGCAGCUACAGCAAAGUGAGCAUCUGUCUCCCCAUGGACAUCGACACACUGGGGUCUCAGGUUUACGUGGUGUCCGUGCUCAUUCUUAACGUCAUCGCUUUCCUGGUGGUGUGUUACUGUUACAUAUGCAUAUAUCUCAGCGUUCACAACCCGGAGCACUCCACCCGUCACGGGGACACCAAGAUUGCCAAACGCAUGGCUGUGCUCAUUUUCACGGACUUUCUGUGCAUGGCGCCAAUCUCCUUCUUCGCCAUCUCCGCGGCCCUGCGCAUGCCCCUCAUAACCGUGUCUCACUCCAAGAUCUUGCUCAUCCUCUUCUAUCCCAUCAACUCCCUCUGCAACCCCUUCCUGUACACCAUCUUCACGCGGGCCUUCAGGAAGGACGUGGGCCUGCUGCUGAGCCGCUGCGACUGCUGCCACGCUCAAGCCGACUUCUACAGGUCACAGACUCUGGCGUCACACCUGACCUGCACCCAGAAAUCCACCAACCGGAAACCUCACUCACUCAGCUUCUACGCCUAUCACAUUAAGAUGAAGGGUUGCUUCCUAAAUAAGGGAACCACAUGACCUGCCGGACGGUGUGCAGAUUUGUACUAUAAACUUAAGUGAGGCCUUUCUUAUAAAUUUAGGUCAGAUUUUAUGAAUUGCAGGUAUGAGAUCUUUGAUGCAGUUUAGUUUGCACACUGAGAAUUUCAUCAGUCGGGACCAGAAGACCUUAAAUUGAAGACAACAGGUGCCACAGCUUCCCUUUCUAUAAGGUGGUGGAGAAGCAGAUGAAUGUAGCAGGAUGGGAACAAAUAAAAACAGUCACUCAUAUAACAAAUGGUCAACGAGAACAAGCUCUGUAAAGCUGGUCUUUUGUAAGGUGUUACAAUAAAGAGACAUGUAGUUUUAGUUUAAAAAGUA